Mya arenaria is the source of this 669-nucleotide messenger RNA. RefSeq lists its product as uncharacterized. The record is from RefSeq and is a predicted model, not a curated record. Lineage: Eukaryota; Metazoa; Mollusca; Bivalvia; Myida; Myidae. The transcript is spliced from 2 exons. Bases 1 to 669 code for a protein of 222 amino acids.
AUGGCUGGUGCACAACAGCCCACUUUGACAAACACCCAUCAGGUGAAGUUUCAUGUGAGUAGGUGCACAACAGCCCACUUUGACAAACACCCAUCAGGUGAAGUUUCAUGUUACAGGGACAAGCCCAGUGGUAAAGAUUUAAAGCAGAAAUCGUUUCUUGAAGCACAUGGCUACGGUCCAAGAGACAAUGAAGGAGAGACACAAAUUGUACAGGCCAACACAGACGGACACCACAUGCUUCAAGCGCAUGGCUACGGUCCAAGAGACAAUGAAGGAGAGACACAAAUUGUACAGGCCAACACAGACGGACACCACAUGCUUCAAGCGCAUGGCUACGGUCCAAGAGACAAUGAAGGAGAGACACAAAUUGUACAGGCCAACACAGACGGACACCACAUGCUUCAAGCGCAUGACUACGGUCCAAGAGACAAUGAAGGAGAGACACAAACUGUACAGGCCAACACAGACGGACACCACAUGCUUCAAGCGCAUGGCUACGGUCCAAGAGACAAUGAAGGAGAGACACAAAUUGUACAGGCCAACACAGACGGACACCACAUGCUUCAAGCACAUGGCUACGGUCCAAGAGACAAUGAAGGAGAGACACAAAUUGUACAGGCCAACACAGACGGACACCACAUGCUUCAAUAUAGCUUUGUCACUAAAUGA